CUGGCCACUGGACCCGCCCCUGGAGGCGGGCCGAGUUGAUUAAAAACUCUGGCACCCGGGAGGCCGGCGCGUCUCUUCUCUCGCCCCGGCUGGGGUCUGUGCUGGUCGGAUCAAAGAAGUAAACAUUGUGGAGGGACACUGACAUGUUUGGAGAGAAAUGGGAACACAUACUAUAAUGAAAGAGCUACAUUUAGAGGUAUGGCUUGAUCCUGCAUCUCUGAAUUGUGCUUGGCUUCAGCAUUGACUUCAUUCUCAGAAAACUUGGGCUGCUCCUGUGUAGAGGAGAUUCAUAUGUUCAGUCUAGCUGGAGUUUUUCAGAUUCCUCACAUCAAAAACCUGGUUUUUAAUAUACUUCUACUACUUCUAAUCAAUCAACAAUGGAUUGGAAUGCAAAACCGAAAAGUGUCACCUUACCACCAAUGUAUCCUAAAAAACAGCCAUCAUUUUUGGAUCCAAGUAUAAUAAGUACACCAUUUCAAGUACCUUUAAACCCUCCUGGAAGUAACCACCCUGCAUGCAUGUUUCUGAGUAACUCAAAUCCAGUUCCACAGUCAGCCCUCAACAUCAGAAAUACAGCUCCUCAACAAAUCUCUGCUUCUGAUAUGCAUAGUAGGACAAUUUUUGCCUCACAAGCUUCAGUGGAAAGAAAAACAUAUGCAAAUGUAAAAGGAUCCAAUCAACUAAAUAACAGUUUGCAAAUAUCUCCAGGAGUUGCACAAAAUGUGUGGGCAAACUCACCAGUGAGUAAUUCUAUGUUUUCUCAUACGGGGACAGCUGUUUCUCAACCAACUAGUUUUAGAACUAAUCCACCAAAUGUAAAUGCACUACAGAAUCAAUUUGUAUCAUCAGAAAUCUAUUCUAGGCGAGGACAGAUGGUCCCUUCUAAUUCUGUAAGAGUUCCUGUAACUUAUCAAGGAAACCAGAGACUUACCUCAUCUUUAUCAGAGCGACAGGCUGACUGGGCACAACAGUAUACAUCCAAUGGACUGACUUAUGCAGAUUACAGACCACAUCCAGAGCAAUACAGUUAUCCAUCACAAAGCUUUUUGCAAAGUCCUGCUCUUCAGAAACAAAAUCCUAUGCCACUUACAUCAGUACAAGUUAAAAAUAGUCAUCCUUCAAAUUCUGCACUGACAUUACAGUCAAAGCAGACUUCACCACUACCAUCCUAUCAAAUUGCAGUUCUUCAGACUGAAAAAAGACUUCCUACUCCUUAUGAUUGUAGAUAUGUAAGCCAAACUUUGCAAAAUACUCAGCAUGUUACUACUCACUCUUCUAGUGACGUUCCUCAGAGUCAAGAAGCACACAUUUCAGAAAUAAGGAAAGACUUUUGCAGGAGCUUUCAACAGCAAAACCUCAAUGAAAAUGUAAGCAUGGUUGGAAAUUUUUGUAACGUGAAAGUAAAUACUAAUAUCAAUCAGCCUUUUAAUGACCCCACUAGAUCUUCUGCGGAUGAUGUUCAGAUUCUUCCUCAAAGUAAUCAAGAAGAAAAAGUAGAUUUUUGUAAUCUGACUUCAAGUCAAGUACCCGACACAAGUCUUGCAAAAGAAAAGUUAGUGAAGGAUAUUAAACAAUUAAUAGAAAUGAAAAAAAAAUUUUGUGAACUGGCUAGGAAAAUUAAAAUUGAUAAAAAUGUUUUAAUGUCAUCAGGUUGUAUUAAAGCUAAUAGUGAAUCAACUCAAAAUUCUGAACUUUCACUGAAACAAACUGGCAAAAUCCAUUUUGGAUCACAGGUAACCCCAGCCACUCCAGAGACUGUAGAGGAUAAAUCACCAACAGUAGUGGAAAUAGAAAAAACUACUUUGAAUCCUAACAUUCAAGAGACCAAUUUCAGAAAUUCUCACCAGGUUAAUUCCAUUUCACUAAAUUCUGUGUGUGCGGGAAAGGGGCCAGUGCCAGACCAGAUACAUAAUUUAAAAGAUAGCACUUCUUUCAAGAUACCAGCUAUGGAGCAAAACGAGUUUUCAUCAGGAAAUGUAGUCAAUGUUGAAAAAAAUGUGCAAACAAGUUCUGAAACAAUUUCAGUUACUCAGUCUAUGGCCUUUGAGUCAUGUGCUUCAAAAUACCUAAAUGAAAAUAGGCUACUUAUUAAUCUCCUUAAACAUGGAGAUGAAAUUGAGAAAAGGGUAAUGGAAGAUGGUUGUGAAACUAUUCAGGAUUCGAAACCACAAAGUUCUGAAAUGAAUGUCAAUACCCAAAUCACUGAUAACCAACUGAACUUGAAAACCAUGGAGACUCCAAGCUGUUGUAAUAUAAAUGCCAAGAUACCAGAAAAUUCUUUUUGCCUUGACCAUAAAUCCUCCCCAACUGGAGUUACUCUGAAUGCUGAUAGUCAUUCUUUGGAAUUGCUAGCAACGUGUCUUAAUCUGUGGAGAAAACAACCUUCCAAACCUACAGAAAAAAAACAGUGUAAUGAGUUAAACACACACAGAACAGCAGUUGGACUCUUGAAAGCUGGGGAAAUCUGUGAUAAAACUCCAGUUUCACUUGUGGGAAAUUCUCAGAAUAAGAAGGAAAACUGCUCACAAGUUACAACUCUGCCAAUGGUAGUGCAAAAUUAUGAAUCUUCAAGUGCAACUACUGUAAAGGGAACAGAACUUCAGAUUGCUGUGGUGUCACCCUUAAUUUCAGACAUCAAAACAUUGCCUGUCAAAGGAAUACCACCUGAUCCUUUACCUGCACCAGUCUAUCCGGUUAUUAAAGAAGGCAGUGUUUGUAGUUUACAGAAUCAAUGGGCAGAAAACACAAGAGUGACUGCUGUUUUGAAAGUGAACGAACCAGUUACAAGUAUAACAAAAACCAAGAUUUUCCCACUAAUUCAGGAGGAAAAGCAAAAUGCAUCAAUUAACAGUAAAUCAGAAGGUGUGCCUAAUACCAGUCAAGGAAAUCCGAUAAACUCUGAACCAGAUACUCACUGUCCUGUGAGUGAUCAGCAAACCUCAUCUAACUCAAGAGACAGUGAUACUGAGAGUAGUGAGUUGUUGCAGAUUGACAAUAUAUGUUCUCUUGUUGAAGGUGAUACAUCUUAUAAUUAUCAAAUAGCAAAGAUAUUCAACCCACCUAUUGAAAAGAUUGAGCCACAGAAAUUACCUAAUCUCCAAGUGAUUAGUACUAAAAAACAAACCGUACAAUUAGACAUUAUCACUGAAAAAGAGCUUGGUUUACAAGAAGGUAAUUUUUUACAGUACACAGAUGUUUCAUGUAAAAUACUUGAUCAAUCAAAGUCACCACAACCUCCAGAGUCAUCAUUUUUGAAGCAUGCUGACUCUAGUGAAAAUCCAGCGGAAAGCAAUUUGAAGCAUUAUACUAAAAAAGUAAGCACAGCUAAAGAUAUGUGUUCAUCACCUGCUCCUCAGGAAAGUAACUCUCAGGAAAUUGAUGUGUCCUGCAAUCACACUGCCCAGGAUCCUGCAGUAAAUGAGAUUCUUGAUAGCACAUCCAUCUUCCCACACAAUCAGCUUUCAGAACUUGCAAAAGAAUUUCCCUAUGGUAUUGAGCCUGUGAACAUUCAUGAAGAGUCUCCAGUACAGCAAAUAACAGUCCCAAACUCAAAAGAUGAGUCUUGUGAUGAAACCAGCUGUGACUCCAAAGAUGCAACUGACCAGAUAAAGAUUACAAUAUUAAACUCUGAGCAAAUGAAAGAAUUAUUUCCUGAACAGAAUGAUGAAUCUUGUGAGGCAGAUAAAUUGACACAAUGUGAGACAGAAAACCCUGUCACAAAAAAAAUCCAGUGUGACUCAGCAGUACAUACAGAUGGUUCUAAUAGUGUAAUGGAUUCAGAGAAAGAUGAUGUCCGUUGUUGUGCAUUGGGUUGGCUUUCUAAUGUUUAUGAAGGAGUUCCCCAGUGCCAAUGUAAUUCCAUCAAGACCUUGACUUCAAAGGUCGAAAACGGGAAAGAUCAGUGUUCUCUGGAGACCAACAGUUGUAAGCAAGGAGAGAGUAACUCUGAUAAAGAUGAUUCCAUAGUACUUAAGAGUUCUGCAAAUAACAAUACAAAGAUUGCUCUGACUUUUCCAAUUGGGAAAAAACAUUUUUCUGAAAUAGAACAAGGCAGGACUAUGAAAGAUAUAUCCAAACCAAAAUACAGCUCACUAAGGACAGAACAAGAAUUAACCGGUCCAUCUUUCUCUAAAGGGGUUAAAAAACUAGAUUCCUUACAAGGUCACAUAAGGAAAGGAAAACUGAAAUUUCAUGAGAUACGUUUUCACUCUAGUGAUAAAAGAAAGUUUUCUGAAGAGAGCUCACAGAGAAAGAUCAUAGGACAAAAUUCAAGUCCACCUAAAGCAAAGCCAGGUUUCUGUACAAAUAAAAAUAAAGAUUCGCAUAUAAAGAAUGGUUCAUUUGUACAGGAAUUAUUGCCAGAAGAGAGAAAAUUGGAAACAGGUGAUAGUCAGCAAAAAGUUUCAGUGAAAAGGAAGUUAGGUGAAGGGAGCAUACUUAAUUCAGAGAUAAAGAAGAUGAAGUAUUUUAAACAAGAUCAGAAUAAAAAUGGAGGUGUUACUUUGAAAACGGGUACUCUUUUGUCAAACCCCCAUGAAAGAUCCAAAAUUAAAGAAAAGUCAGUAUCUGAUGUUAAAUUAUCAGGCUCUUCAUCUAAGGAUGGUUUGCCUAAAGUUAAAGUUAUAACGCUAGAGCAGUAUUUGCAAAGACAGAAGCAUAAAGAAGCAAUGGGUGUCAAAGCAUCAAAAUCGAACUGUGAGAAAAGUGUACCAUGUGAGACUCAAUCCAUGAGGUCCAGUAAACUUACUAUGAAAGUAGGGAGUUGUGGGAAAUCUAAUGAGAUACACAGUAGCAGUGUGCACACCUCUGAAGAAUCAUUAAGUAUUUGUUCAAGCCAUGCUAAGAAAACAAAAAUCCACCAUUCUGAGGUAUCGAAAUCAUACCUUUUGGGGAAUGUUAAAGAAACGGUUGGUGGAAAGCAACCUGAUAAAAUGUUCAUUGAUAAAACAAAAUUAGAUAAAAAUUUCAGCAAUAUAAACAAUGGAGUUGAACCCAGUCAUUUGUCUCCUCAAGCAAAGGAGCAAAGGAAACAAUAUCUGAACAGAGUUGCAUUUAAAUGUAUUGAACGAGAGAGCAUUUGCCUCACAAAACUUGAGAGUUUACCGAAAAAUGUUAAUAAAGAGAAGAGAGUGGAAAAUAAACCUAACAGCCCUUUACCUAAGAAAAAUACCACAGAAAAACAAAGCAUGCUGGAGUUUAAAUUAUGUCCAGAUGGCCUGAUUAAUAAGAAGACAAACUCCACUGAAGAACAGGACGAUCUGCAGCUUUGUCCUAGGAAGGAGCAAGCCCCUAUGCAAGUUACAGGAAUAAAAAGUUCCAAAGAAGACUGGAUAAAAGGUGCACCUGAGGAGAAAAGAAUUCCAGAAGCCAACCAAGAAAUAGAUGACAAUGUCUUGGCUAAUUCAAGAAACAUCAACAGAACCUUCAGUGCAGAUGGACUUGAGACCCUAAAAAACCCAGUAAAGGAUUCAAAAGCAAUAUUUCAAACCUACAAGAAGAUGUAUCUGGAGAAGAGAAGCAAAAGCCUUGGUAGCAGUCCUUUAAAAGAAUUCUGAGACUUUAAUUCUUACGAUUUUGUAACUGGCAUUAGAAAAUUUUUAUUAUUUCCUGUUCAGAAUAUGUUGUUGUAAAUAUACAUAAUUUCUGUGAUAAAAUUCCUCAGUCAGAGUUGGUUACGACUUGUUAUAUAUGUCAUUGAAAACCUUAUUUGUGGGUAACAGACAAAAGUAAAUGCUAUUUUCAGGGAAACCAUAAGGCAUUGAAUUUCAAAAUUAUUGAGCCAAGUAUAUCAUUAUUUUAAAAGGAGUUAUACAAAUCUUAUUUUGAAAUGCUAACUUACCUUUUCUGAGGGCAAAAUAGUCUUCAGUUAAGGACUUGGUGAUUUUAGCUGAGACUUUAAAUAUAUUUUUGUUUCUAAAACUUGCAGAAUUUAGUUUUCAAAAGUGCUCUCUGAAUGUCAGUAUAUUCCUAAGUAUUUUAUACCUAAUUGUUAACUAUUAUUGUCAGAAGUCUUUUAUACUUAGUAAACUGACAGAAUUUUUGAUAAUAUUGAAAUAUUACUUUUUAUACUUGAAAUAAACUUUUAAAAAACAAUUGAAA
Molecule: messenger RNA, 6099 nt
Organism: Eptesicus fuscus (big brown bat)
Lineage: Eukaryota; Metazoa; Chordata; Mammalia; Chiroptera; Vespertilionidae
Gene: RESF1
Product: retroelement silencing factor 1
Exons: 7
Coding region: 378-5555 (1725 amino acids)
Cellular component (GO): nucleus
Molecular function (GO): histone methyltransferase binding
Source: RefSeq, a predicted model, not a curated record